Colletotrichum lupini is the source of this 252-nucleotide messenger RNA. RefSeq lists its product as uncharacterized. The coding region runs from base 1 to 252 and encodes 83 amino acids. NCBI's taxonomy places the organism in Eukaryota, Fungi, Ascomycota, Sordariomycetes, Glomerellales, Glomerellaceae. The record is from RefSeq and is a predicted model, not a curated record. The transcript is spliced from 4 exons.
AUGACGUCUCUAUAUGAGAUGGGAUUCGAUCUGCUGCUUCGUUUCAAUUUGCACUUGGCCAAGAACAUGUAUGUACUCUGGUUGGAGGGGUUGGUAACGGCCGACCGCGAUGCGGACUCACAUGCAUGGUCCCUUUCGUGGAGUCCUCCCCAUGAUAAGCAACCGCAACCCCCGAAGCCUGAACGACCGGAUCAGAUAAGCCUGCCAGUUAUGAUAUGGGAAAAGGCACCAAUGGGCAACCUCCAGAGAUAA